Molecule: messenger RNA, 2041 nt
Organism: Polychytrium aggregatum
Lineage: Eukaryota; Fungi; Chytridiomycota; Chytridiomycetes; Polychytriales
Exons: 3
Coding region: 163-1896 (577 amino acids)
Source: RefSeq, a predicted model, not a curated record
GCCAGCGCCAGCAGCAGGCAUGACGAGCCAACUCGGCCGCCGUCCCGCCGUUGCCUUGGAAUCCAUCUCUUUGGCGAUCUUGCUCUGCUCCGUCGUGGCUGCCCGAUAGCGUGCCCGACUCGUUUCCUCGUGGCCCUCGCAGCGCUCACGGUUGAUGACCCCAUGGACACACGGCCUAGCGACUCCUCGGGUCUGAUCUCGGCCGCUCGCCCGCUCGACUCGCUAAAUGCCGCACCGAGCCCAGCACCGAUACCGCUCUCCUCCACACGGCCGCUGUCCUCAUCCGAUGCCGGAGCCCAGCGAGACUGGCGGGAUGCCCUGUCCCUCUCGUCGUCGCCGCCUCAAACGUGGGCAUCUCCGUCACUCACCCCCUUGUCGACACCUGCUCUGGCCGAGGCCCCAUCCCUGAGCAUGCCGCAAAAGUCUGUGAUGACUCAAACGCCUCCUGCAACACUCUUUUGGAAGCGGAGCAACGGAUCGGCGGCCUGGGCCACCACGGGCGACACUUGGCUCUUCUCAUACCAUCCAAACGAUGACUACAACGAGCUCCAGCAGCUCGGCGAGCGUCUGACUGACGACUCCAAGGACGUGCCUUCGACACUACAUACUCCCAACCAUCCUCUGGCUGACCCGACCCAAGUCUUUUUCGAGCCAUGGGAUGGGCUUUGGGAUCAUGAGCUGCGGUGGUGGGCAUCGACACCUUCACAGUCGCCGACGCUGCCCUCUUCCCCUUCGCCCUGCCCGACACCUCCACCCUCGGCCGACCGAUGCAUGCCCUUUUCCGAUCCAGGCUCGGCUGGCUGCGACUCGCAUAGCGGCAGAGAUACACAAUAUCCCGCCUGUUCGGGUUCGCCAGACGAUGGUCCAAAGUGCAGUGGCAGACCUCAAUCUUGCUCGUCACCGAGAACCACGAGCGACGCUCACGACACCGGCAGCAUCAAGCGGGCCCGAUUUGAUCCGGGGUCAAGCCACGAACUACAUUUGAGCCUCUCUCAAAACCUGCCAUCGCCCAAGGCCGAGGUCGAACCUGAGGUCGAAGCUGAAGCCACCGAUGUAUGUCGGGGCAUAAAGAGCCCUUUGCGCCACGAUCCGGACUACCUACCUCCCUUCCUCCCCAUCAUGAUUGUCCCAACGGUCACGGCUCACAAGCGCUCGGCAGGGAUGCCUAAUAGGAGCAGCGGCGAAUCCAAUAUCGAAGCCUCGGUUGAAACAGUGAAUCCAGCCACGAUCGACUCCACGCCCACAUCCGCUGUGUCGAACAAUGCAUAUUUGACGAGCUCGGCUUCGUCCAGUGCCAGCACGCCGGUCGACGUUGGGACGCCUUCUCUCGAAAAACCCAAUCCACCCUCCAAGAAAAAAGCCAUAUCCAAGGGCGCAGUAGCAAGCGCCGUGAGUAUUGAUUCAUCAUCAAGCUCGGUGUCACCUGUCCGGAAACGAAAGCGAUACGAUAAGAAAACCCCAGGGAUGGCCCUUGAGGGGCAUCAAGGGGCCAUGGCAAUCUUGGAUCCGAGCGCCGCCUCGGGGGAAGAGGAGCCCCCGUAUGGUCCGAUCGAAGUCGACGGAAGCAUCCAGCCGGACUACUCCCUGAUGACGCUCCGGGAUCGAAGCAAGGGGCGGCGCAUGGCUGUCGUUGCUUUCUUCUGGAAGAUCGGCAAUCGACCGGCGCGCGAUCGCGAUGUCAUCGCCCUGUCCCGUGAACACUCCAUUCCGCUCAACAUGAACGGAGCAACGCCCGAGGCGAGCUUGCGGUCGCUGAUUUGUACAUGGUGUCGUGACGCUGAAGCCAAUGGCGAAAGACCGCCGAUACACACCUAUCGAGACGCUGCAAGCGGGUUGGUUGUGCGACGACUCGCCAAGCAUCUGUGGAAGGAAGAGCGAGAGUCCAGCGCCUCAUAGCAACUCAAACGAGAGCGCUGCCGCAGAAGAACGACUAUAAUUUUGGAUUCUAUUUUGGAGGAGAUUGGGAAGUGCUUCCUGACGAGACCAACCCAUCCCCGACUUAUUUUGAAGUACGAAUACACAAGAGGAUGCUCGGAUAGAA